This is a messenger RNA of Malania oleifera, 2038 nucleotides long. Its product is annotated as AT-rich interactive domain-containing protein 6. The transcript has 14 exons. Gene Ontology annotation, molecular function: DNA binding. The coding region runs from base 329 to 1624 and encodes 431 amino acids. Gene Ontology annotation, biological process: regulation of transcription by RNA polymerase II. Gene Ontology annotation, cellular component: nucleus. The record is from RefSeq and is a predicted model, not a curated record. NCBI's taxonomy places the organism in Eukaryota, Viridiplantae, Streptophyta, Magnoliopsida, Santalales, Ximeniaceae.
AUUCUAAAAAUGGGACCUCCCAAGUAGAAGCCGCGCCAGGGUGGGUUUGAUAUGGUUAGGCUUCAUCAGCGUCAAGGGCGCCUCUCCGCUCCCGGCGUUUCAUUUAAGCCCCCAUUUGUGCUUCUUCGUAAACGUUAAAAUUCUCUUUCAAGCCAUUACUCCUCUCUCUCUCUGGCUCUCACUCUCUCACUUUUUCUCUCUACUGUCGUCUGAACUCUCAGACUAAAAACCCUAGGCUGGUGCCAUUGGAGUUCCUUCGAAGCCGCUGAUCCUGAAGGUCUUUUCAGUAUUGUUCUUCAAGUCCGCCACACAGGAUCAUUGCUACGAAAUGGGGGAUAGCGAGAGAAGGGGGCAGGACCUGCAGGAUGGUUCUGAGAUUGACCCAGUUGACGCUGGAGUUGGACACCGUGAAGAAGAGUUGCCUCCCGCAGUGGAGGACCAAAAUCCAAGUGAAAAUGGACAACCGCUUCGUGAAUCGCAUACUUCUAAUGCACAUUUGAGUAAGGAUCAAGAUAUGAUUGAUAAUAAGGAGUCUGGGGACAAGGCUGCACCUGAUGAUGCGGUUGUUAAAAGUGAUGAUAUCCCCCUUGAAAAUCAGCUUGGAGCUGCCACACCACCCUCUCUUGCAAAAUCUUCAACUAUUCUAAAAGUGAAAAAUAAGGACCGGCCAAGAAUGAAGAGUGGACCAAAUGAUACCGAGAUGGCAGAGGCUGAUGACUCAGGUUCUGAAGAGGAGCGAGUGGAAUUUGUGAAGGAAGUGGAAAAUUUUUACAGGGAGAAGUCCCUGGAAUUCAAGGCUCCUAAGUUUUAUGGAGAGCCCCUAAAUUUGUUGAAGUUAUGGAAAGCUGUAACUGGAUUGGGUGGCUAUGAUACGGUGACUGCGUCCAAGUUGUGGCGGCAAGUAGGAGACUCUUUUCACCCUCCAAAAACCUGCACGACAGUUUCUUGGACAUUCCGCAUAUUUUAUGAGAAGGCACUUCUAGAAUAUGAAAAGCAUAAGAGGCAAAUUGGUGACCUCCAGCUUCCUGAUGCAUCCCUCCCAGAGCCUGCAAGUGUUGAAAAUGAGGCAGGUGGGUACCAAACUUCAGGAUCAGGUAGGGCACGAAGAGAUGCUGCUGCUCGUGCCAUGCAAGGUUGGCAUGUUCAGCGCCUUUUUGGUUAUGGCGAGGUUGGUGAACCGAUUAUCAAGGACAAGAACUUUAAUUCUACAACUAAGCGUGAAAAAAAUCUCAAAAGCAUUGGUUUACUAAAGCAAAAGAAACCGACCAACCCAGAACAUGCCAUGAAAGAUGCAGAUGGAGCUAAGCAACUGGUUACUACAGUUGUUGAUGUCGGACCACCUGCUGAUUGGGUGAAGAUCAAUGUGCGCGAAACCAAAGAUUGCUUUGAGGUUUAUGCUCUAGUCCCUGGGCUUCUGCGUGAGGAGGUACGUGUUCAAUCGGAUCCAGCUGGACGUCUAGUUAUAACCGGUCAGCCUGAGCAGCUUGAUAAUCCAUGGGGUAUCACACCAUUUAAAAAGGUCGUAAGCUUACCUGCGAGAAUCGAUCCACUCCAGACAUCAGCUGUUGUUAGCUUGCACGGCCGACUCUUUGUGCGUGUUCCUUUUGAGCAGUCAAAUUUCUGAGAUAACUCAAGCCCACUUUAGUCCUCAGGGAUCAGGUGAAUCAAAUUUAUUUUCAAAGAAUGGCACAAGUUUUGAGAGAGUUUGAGACACAAAGUCCUAGUUCUCAAGAGUAGGCUUGAUGAAUCAAAGCACAAUUGACCCAAUUUGAUUUAGUUUUAGAGGCCUCGUGGACUGUUGAUACUAAACAAUGCUUUAGUUGGGUUGUGGACAGUGGAGGUUUAGACAUUAGGCUUUCAUCUUUCAACUAUGUUGGUGUUGGUGGUACUUGUCCUUCGGUGCUUAGGCCCUUUGAUCAUAUUGUUUUUCCUUUUGAUGCUUUUUCUGUGUAUGGAUCCGUCAAGAGCAGAUGUAUAUAGUUUUGGACUCUGCAAGAAUGUCAAAGGUUUUAGGGUUUGCCUGCCCUCGAUUUAGUCA